AUGUCCCCCAGCCCCAGGGCGACGGCUACCAUAAUCCGGCACAUCCACCUCCCCUCCAUAACGCCAUUCCACCUUGCGGAAACCCUGCAAUCGCAUCUCUCUUCCCAAAUCCUAACCUACAAGAAGGCCCUCUCCUCCCCUUCUCCAUCCUCCUCCCCGCCUCCCGCACCGGUCCCCACGAUCCUGACAUUCGUUCCCACGCCCGUCUUCACCACCGGCCGCCGCGAACACGCAGCCCUGUCUGCAGAUCAACUGCGAAUCCUGCAAGCGCCGCUCACGCCGUCCCGGAGCACCAGCGUGAACCAACGCCGCAAUCCUGAGUGGGCGAGCGUGGUGCCCACGUUGAGAGGGGGACAGACGACCUUCCACGGGCCGGGCCAGCUGGUCAUCUACCCCAUUCUGGAUCUCAAGCCCUCUCCCGUCCCGUCUCCCGCAGCAGAUGGUGGUGCAGGUACACCGGCGUACGGCCGCUGGCCGAAGGGCGUGAGUGCGAGGUGCUACGUGAAUCUCCUAGAGCAGGCGACGAUCAACACGCUGGGACACUGGUCGCUGAAGGGCGUGCGGACGGAGAACCCGGGCGUGUGGGAGGAAGGCGGGGAGAGGAAGAUUGCUGCGCUGGGGGUGCAUCUCAGACGGAACGUCACCAGCUACGGUGUGGGCUUGAAUAUCGCUACGGAUCUCGCGUGGUUCGACCGCAUCGUUGCGUGCGGCCUUGUGGGGAAGGGCGUGGUCAGUAUGCGGGAGCUGGGCGAGGAGACGGGCGCGUGGGAGGCGAGUGGCGCUGGCAGGGUCGUGAAGGCGGAUGAUGGGGGAGAGGCGAUGAUGGAGCUUGACGAGGGGAUCGAGGGGAAAGAUGGGAUCAGGAGGAAGUGGUUGGAUACGUUGCAGCCGAAGAGCGGAAUUCAGCUGAGAGCCCGUCUGAAGCCGGGCAUCGUGGGGAAGACCUGGGCCCGGGAAUUUGCGAGGGGUCUGCUGGGCAAGGAUGGCGAGGAGAAGGUCGAGAGAGUGGGCAUUGAAGACCUAGGCUUGGACGAUGAGUUCUUGACGAGGUAUACGAUCGAGACGGAGCCUUGGAGGGCGGCUUGGGAGGAUGAUUGGUGA
This is a messenger RNA of Drepanopeziza brunnea f. sp. 'multigermtubi' MB_m1, 1101 nucleotides long. RefSeq lists its product as uncharacterized. Gene Ontology annotation, cellular component: mitochondrion. The record is from RefSeq and is a predicted model, not a curated record. Gene Ontology annotation, biological process: protein lipoylation. Lineage: Eukaryota; Fungi; Ascomycota; Leotiomycetes; Helotiales; Drepanopezizaceae. Gene Ontology annotation, molecular function: lipoyl(octanoyl) transferase activity.